Molecule: messenger RNA, 3595 nt
Organism: Tachysurus fulvidraco (yellow catfish)
Lineage: Eukaryota; Metazoa; Chordata; Actinopteri; Siluriformes; Bagridae
Gene: syt2b
Product: synaptotagmin-2
Exons: 9
Coding region: 336-1649 (437 amino acids)
Biological process (GO): regulation of dopamine secretion; synaptic vesicle endocytosis; cellular response to calcium ion
Cellular component (GO): dense core granule; synaptic vesicle membrane; axon
Molecular function (GO): clathrin binding; calcium ion binding; syntaxin binding
Source: RefSeq, a predicted model, not a curated record
GAAACGUUUGCGGUGUGUGUGAGAAUGAAAAUAUGUGUGUCUGCGCAUCCGGCGGUCCCAACACCGAGACCACUGUUUCCCGGAGUGUGAAUGUGUGUGAACGUGGGGGACCUUAAAAGAAGAAGAAGAAAAAAAAACACUGCAAUACUGCAAAAAAAAAGCUAUUAUUUCUUUAUUCUUUUUUAUAAAGAGGAUAAAACCAAAUUUUCAGAGCAUCUCAGAGUGUCCUGCCGCAUUUGGUGAAGUUUUCUGUCCCCUCCCUUUCUCCUGCAUCUCCUGCAUCUCCUGUCGCAGUACACUAAGCCCAAGGAACACUGAGUGCCUAGCUGGAGAUCAUGAAGUGGAACCUCUUUAAAAAGAAACCAGAAGCCAUGGUGGGUCCUGAGCCCACAGGUUUGGGGGGAACACACCCACCAAGCACCAUGACGAUGGCCCCUGGCCCUGCUCUCUCCACUGCAGCAGACAACGCUACAGAGUCUGGAGGCUCUUCCAUGGAUGACAUCUUUGAGAAGAUCAGGAACAAAUUCCUUAAUGAGAUUGAGACAAUCCCAUUGCCUCCCUGGGCACUGAUCGCGAUUGCCGUAGUGGCGGCUCUUCUCAUCGUCACCUGCUGCUUUUGCAUCAUCAAGAAAUGUUGCUGCAAGAAAAAGAAGAACAAGAAAGGAAAGAAGGGCAAGGAUGGCUUCAACAUGAAGAAUAUGCAGGGUGCAGAUAAACAACAGGACGACGACGACGAGGACGGAGAGACCGGUUUAACUGAGGAAGAGAAAGAAGAAGAGGAAAAGGAGCAGGAGAAACUGGGCAAGCUGCAAUAUUCUUUGGAUUACGACUUCCAGGACAAUAAGCUGACAGUGGGGAUCUUACAGUGUGCUGACCUGAUUUCAAUGGACUCUGGAGGAACCUCUGACCCUUACGUUAAAGUCUUUCUCCUCCCUGACAAAAAGAAGAAAUUUGACACCAAGGUGCACAAAAAGACACUGAAUCCUGUAUUCAACGAGACUUUUGUUUUCAAGGUGCCCUAUCAGGAGCUGGGAGGAAAAACUCUGGUUAUGUCUGUUUAUGAUUACGAUCGUUUCUCCAAGCACGACAUCAUUGGUGAAGUCAAACUGCCCAUGAACACAGUGGAUUUGGGACAACCCAUUGAGGAAUGGAAAGACCUGGAUAGUGCUGAGAAGGAAGAGCCAGAGAAGCUUGGUGAUAUCUGCAUUUCACUGAGGUAUGUCCCCACUGCCGGUAAGCUGACUGUCUGCAUUCUGGAGGCCAAAAACCUGAAGAAAAUGGAUGUGGGUGGAUUAUCCGAUCCAUAUGUGAAGAUCCAACUGCUACAGAAUGGCAAGCGUCUAAAGAAGAAGAAGACCACAGUGAAGAAGAAUACGCUGAACCCGUAUUAUAAUGAGUCUUUCAGCUUUGAGAUCCCACUGGAGCAGAUGCAGAAAAUCCUCGUGGUGGUCACCGUCUUUGACUACGACAAAAUCGGUAAGAAUGAUGCCAUUGGAAAGCUCUUCAUUGGCAGCAAGGCCUCGGGCACAGAGCUGAAGCAUUGGUCUGACAUGCUGGCCAAUCCACGUCGCCCUAUCGCUCAGUGGCACACCCUGAAAGAGGAAGAGGACAUAGACGCCACACUGGCUGGUCUCCAUGCCAAGAAGUAACUUCACCGCUCUACUAAUUCAACUAAUCAACUAACCUCCCUCCUCAACCCAUCCAAACCCAGCCACCACUGCAUGAACACGGACCAACCACUGCCCAUACCUACUCCGAAUAAUGUUCAGAAUAAUGUACUUGAAAAAGUUAACAUUGCUGAAUGUGAAAACGCCAUGUCUCCCCAAAAAAACGGUUCAUCCUGUAGUGUACUGUGUACUGAGUGGAAGCGUGGUUGAAGGAGACAAGUUUUGUCAUUCCAAAGCAGAGGGAUAUUUGCACAUAUGCUUUCAUUACAUAGACAUGCAAUCUUCAUCUUCUCUGGUCAGUUACCAUCAACAAAGCAAAUUGAUUCAAUGAAAUAAUAUCAUUGCGUGUAUAUAAGAGCAAGAAAUUGCUUAAAAAAUCUGACUACCUGAUAAAAUAUAAUGAAAUAAUACAGUAAUAACAUAUAUAAACAAUUAUAUUAUAUUCUAUAUUUUCACACCUUAUGUAUCAAUAUUUAUAGGUUUCAGUAAAUGAUGGCUAGCCUUGACACUACAAGGCUUUUAACUGGUUCUCUGUGCUGGGAUUUAAGGCAAUAUAUACAAGUUACACAAUUUAACGAUACACUGCUAGCUUUAUAUUGCUCAUGAGAAGUAAGGUACGUCCAAUGAAAUUGUUUACAUGGUGUAUGUAAAUUCUUACGGCUGCUAGACUCGACUUUAGCUUUUAGAAAAUCUAAAGGUUAAAUGUACUUUUGAGACGAAGGAAGAACCAGGGCUACUGUUUUUAUCUAUCUAUCUAUUUAUUUAUUUAUUUAUUUAGUUAUUUAGUUAUUUAUUUAGUUAUUUAUUUAGUUAUUUAUUUAUUUAUUUUUGAAAGCAUUACAGCUAACAUGGUGUGCUACCUGUUGAAAAACAGUCUAAUAACACAAAAUUAAUAAUAGUAGUAUACACUAAACCUAUACCCUUUAAAUCUGAUUUAGAAAGGAUUAGAUAGUAGAGAUUUUUGUAAGGAUUUUACCAGAGAUUAUCCUGGUGAUAUUGCCUUAUUCAAUAAGGACUAAAUUUACUUAUAUUAACAUACCAUUUACAAUCCACUUGAACUGACCAAGAACGCUUUAUAAGAACAAAUCGAUUGCCAUCGCCGAGUACGGCCAUUAAUUUACAGAAGCUUCAAAUCCAUUUUCCAUUUUCUUGAUUGGUGUAAUAUAUAUAAUGACACAAUUUGAGCCUCUGAUUAGUUCACUGCCUUGUUUGUUUGAAGGAAAUUUGCCUACAAUCCCAGACAAACCCAUUCAACGCCAUUCAGUCAGAAAACAUUUGCCAUUCGAAAUGCCAAAGUAAUAAAGCAGGUUUAAUAUGAAGGGACGCAGUUCACCUGAGAUUCGACAAACAUUGUCUUAUCUCCGUUCUUUUAUGUUAGAAAUCGAGGUGAUAGGCAACACUUAGUUCAAUCCAUUAACGGCCACUUCUUUCCCUCUGCCCUCCCCUAAUUGUGCUGUACAUAUGCGUUGAUAAAACUUUGUUAAUACAGCAUGUGUCUAUACCUUGAUGUACAUAGAAGCAUGUUUUGAAGAUAGAGCAUAUAUUGUGUAUGUGUGGCAUUUGUCAUUUUGAUAAUAAAACGUAGAGGAAAAAUACAACGACUGCACAUUUUAUUAAAUUCCCCAAAGCGGGUAUAGGAAUUACUGUAAAUCUUUAGCUGGAGAUUUAAAGCCUUUCAGGUUACUUUAUUUUUCUCGGAGUGUUACUCAGAGCUGUGUGCAAAUUUUGUUUUAUUCAAAUGUGCCAUAUUUAUUGUGGUUGUGUUUUGUGAUUUGAUUGUUGAUUUGUGAGCUUUGUCAUGCUUUCUUUAUGGUCAUUUGAUGUCCAAUCAACAUUUCUUUGUUAUUUCUUUUCUGUUUUUCUGUCCGAUACGUUACGUUAUGUUAUGUUCUGUUAUGUUAUGUUUGUGAAUACAAUGCUAAAUUUUA